AUGCUAAUCAGCGGACAUCGUCAUACAACAAAUGGAAAUUUAAUAUCGUCAAACGCACUGAUAAACCACUCUGAAACAGGACGCUUUAUUAUAUCGUUAAAUAAUAAUGAUGCCAACCAACAGAGGCAAAACAAUAAUAUUCGUGAUAACGUAUUUGGCACAGAUGCAGCAGCCACUUCGGUGAUAUUAGUUUUAAAAAUGCCGUUAGCUAAAGAUUUAUUGCAUCCGACGAUAGACGAAGAACGUCGGAAACAUAAAUUGAAACGUCUAGUUCAAAGUCCAAAUUCAUAUUUCAUGGAUGUCAAAUGUCCUGGUUGUUAUAAAAUAACAACAGUAUUUAGCCAUGCACAAACUGUUGUUUUAUGUGUCGGGUGUAAUUACGUGUUAUGUUCCCCUUCUGGAGGCAAAGCCCGUUUAACAGAAGGUUGUUCAUUUCGAAAGAAACGUGAUACACCAAUGGCAAGAAAGGAUGAUGCGGAUCAUAUUAAACAAAUGAGAUCAAAUGAACGAAUGUACAUCGUUGUUGUCAUACAAUAUAAAAAGAUUUUUCUAAUGGAUAUACAACAAGCUCGUCAGUUGGAUUAUUUAAAUAGAUCUGCCCAAUUAUUCAUAUCGCAACCUCCGGAUGUAUCAGAGCAACUUGAAAAGCUUAUCGAUGAGAUAUAUAGUGGAAAUAAACAAACAAUCGAUAAAAAGAAGUUAAUUGAUUCAUUCUCGUCAGAAAAAGAAAAAAAUGAAUCAACUACGUCAGAUAAUUCAUCAGACAGCAGUACCAAUUCUCAAAUAUCAAAUAAAAAUGUUAAACAGCAGCUAAAACGCAUAUCGCCAUUAUACAAUGCUAUUAUGAAACCGGCUAAAAAACGUCUAAAAACAAGUGACAAUAAUCAUUUAGAAUCGACGUCAGUGAUAGUUGAUAAAAAAUCCGUUUAUACUGAUGAAACAAGUGAAGAUGAGAGGGGAUCUGAAUCACCGGAUUCCCUUUUAACAACCGAAUCGACAACAUCAACAAAUACUACCUUGAAGGAUGAACAUGCAAUAACAAAUAGUAAUAAUAAUCGAAAUAUAGAUGAAUUUGCCAUCGAAAUGGGGCUUGUUUGCAAUCUAUGCAUGGUACUAACAGAAGAAGUUGAUAAUAAACUUGUGGAAUGUCACGAAUGCCAUAAUAAAUUUCAUCAAAAAUGUCAUAAACCAAACGUGAGCACCGACCAAAUCAGCGAUCCGCGCUGUCUAUGGUACUGCGCCAAGUGUCGUCGUUUGUUAUUAAAACGACAACAACAGCAAACGAACAAAGAGGGAAAAAAUAGUACACAAUCAAAGUUAUCAUCAUCAAAAGAUCCAACAGCAUCAAAGAUAAAGAGUGAAUCAACAACGACAAAAAAGGUGUUGAAUGAUGCAUCACAAUUAUUUAACUUCAAGCCAAAGUCCUCAGAUACUAAUAGUACUUCGAAUAGUCAGUCAUUGAACAACGGAAAUGGAAAUCCAUUAUCUUCAUCCUCAGUUUCUGGAUGGGCUGGUCUAGCGGCUAAUCUUAAAGAGAAAAAACAAUCACCAGACAGCGAUUCAAUGGGAUCUGUGUUUACGAACUCAUCUCAAGUAACAACACCAACAUCUAGUACACCUUCAUCCUCAUCUUCAUCCUCAUCAAACAAUCUGUCAGAUUCUACAACGAACAAUUUAAAAGAUUCUUUAUCUGUGACUAAUACAAAUAAUAAACGUUCAUUAUCAAAUGAGACAGUCGGUCAAAUUAAAUCACCUACCACACCCUCUUCAUUAAAAUUAUCUAAUAUAAUUAAUCCACUAGCAAAAAUAGCUACAACUCCGUUGCCUGUCCAGCUGCUAAGAACAUCCUCUAUGAAUCAUUCAUCACCGAAAAAUACAGCAUUGAAAUCACAAUUAUCGAUACCACUUGACGGUAAUUUAACAGUCACUAAAUCAUCCAGUUUAUCAAAGGUAACGUCGAAUAAUAUAUCUAAACAAAUAAAGCGGUUAAGUUCUCCGACACCUCUUGGCCGCGCAUCACUUCAAAAUUCAAAUAUUAGAUCGCCAAUCAUUCAAUGUACAACACUAAAUAAUAAUAGUUAUUCACGUAUGAAUAGUACAGGAACAUCGUCAACUACAACACAAAAAGAAAUAACAGCAUCAACCGUAGCUAAAAUUCAGAAUAGUUAUAAUUGCGAUAAACGUUUAAAACAAAUGAAAAAAUUAGCUCAAGAGUCAAGAUUGAAAAAAUAA
Didymodactylos carnosus is the source of this 2232-nucleotide messenger RNA. NCBI's taxonomy places the organism in Eukaryota, Metazoa, Rotifera, Eurotatoria, Philodinida, Philodinidae. The record is from the annotation of a GenBank genome assembly.